This is a messenger RNA of Malassezia sympodialis ATCC 42132, 741 nucleotides long. RefSeq lists its product as uncharacterized. The transcript is spliced from 2 exons. The record is from RefSeq and is a predicted model, not a curated record. NCBI's taxonomy places the organism in Eukaryota, Fungi, Basidiomycota, Malasseziomycetes, Malasseziales, Malasseziaceae. The coding region runs from base 1 to 741 and encodes 246 amino acids.
AUGGCCGCGCUGCAGCGCCAGGCCCAGGUGAUUGCGCGCAGCGCCAAAGUGACUCGGCACUUUGCGUACCAGGACCGCCGCACCAAGCUGAGCGACCGCAAGACGUACCUGUAUGGCAUGUACGAGCGCCUGAUGAAGGAGAGCGAGCUGCUCCUCCUGUUUGAGACGGAAAACGUGAGCAUGCCGCUGAUGAACGCUGUGCGUGCGCAGAUUGCACACGUCCCGAUCCCGACCACGGACCAUGAGCGCCUCGUCGCGCUGAACGGUGGCCAGCCGUGGGACCGCCCGGCGAGCCGCUUCUCGGUCGUGCGCACCGGCUUGCUGCGCCCCGUGUGCCGCAAGCACGACUCGGAGGCCAUCCAACAGCUCGGUCCCUACCUGCACGGGCAGCUCGCGCUCCUGGCGUGCCCCGUCCUGUCGCCCGAGUACGUCGGCCGCCUGCUGCGCGCGAUGGAAAAGCCCCUGAGGGCAGCCGCCGCUGCCGUCGACCCCAAGAGCGGCAAAAAGGUGCCGAAGAUCGCGCCGCUCGUCGCUGUCGUGGAGCAUACGCGCCUCAUCGAGGCGCAGGGCCUGCCGGCGCUGACCAAGCUGCCAGACCUCGCGACGCUGCGGGCCCAGAUCGUCGGUCUGGUCAGCGCGCCCGGCCAGCAGCUCGCCGGCGUCCUCUCGCAGGCUCGCGGCGGCCUCCUGGCAGCCACGCUCGAUGCGCGCCGCCGCGACCUCGAGCCUCCGUCCCCAUAG